AAGGAAGGGACGGUGCACGACUAGGACCUAGGAAAAAGUGGCUCACCGUUGGCGUUCGCUCAUUCGCGUUUCAUCCCUUGACGAGGCAGUUAGUGUGUUGUACACGGUUCCCGAACGCGCGUCAUGGCCAAAGCGGCCUCCCAGGGUGGUCCAACUUGCCCCCUUAUCAUCAUCAUCACCAGCAACAGCAGAAGCAGCAACAACAACAAUAAAAACUACCAACUGCAACAGCAACAAUAGCAACAGCUACCAGAACGGAGCCGAGUUGUGAGGAGAGUUAGAACAACAGGACGGUUCAACCGUAGCGGGUGUUCGACUAAUCCUUGUUCCGACCGUUGAUUAGGCCAGUUCUUAAGUGAUUCUGAAUCUUGAGUCCUUCUUGCUCGAUGGAUAUGAAGCAAAUGAGUUAACCGAACAAGUGUUUGAAUUUCUGGAUACCAAAAAGUCGAAAAACAGUUCGCUGAUUUCUAACGAAAACGGAUUAAACUGAAGAAGAUUCAAGUGUGUGCAAACCAUACCCACUAGGAAUGAAAUUCUAACUUACAGGAUAUUUCCUUAUAUCCACACAUUCGCAUACAGCGGCAUACGUGAAGCGAUCCCCUCGGAGGGAACGAGAGAUACCAAGAGUCUUUUUUUAUACACUAAUAAGUCCAGUGUUCGGUUCUGUCUGUCGGAAGCAUCCGUUCCAAACGAAGAAGAUUUACAAAGCACAGCAUAAGAAGAGCUUACAAGCGUAAAACGGCAAGAGUCGCGAAAGAGGUGAAAUCAAGUGAAAACUGUGUGCGUGUGUGCUUCGGUGAAGAGAUAGUGAAAUCGGUGGGUAAAACACACAAGUGCUUCUCGGAAUCGAUCCGGAUACGUCCGUGUCGUGUCGCCUCUAGUAGUCGGCGGAGUCGGAAAAUCACUGAACCUCUCGGCGCGUUCGCGACCCGUAUUUCCCCCGCAUUUCACGGCUCUCGGUUCUCCGGUUCUCGCAAAGGUGAAAAAGCAAACAGCGACAGGAUAACAACUUCCACAAUCGAUAUCGGAAAAGGACAGUGCGCGCUGUGGAUUCAUAACGGAUGUGCUAAAAAUAGACUGACAAAGCGGAGUGUACGAUUGCAUACCAGGCGUUGUGGUGAGAGUGUGUCGAACAGCCGCCAAGCGGAAACGGACAAUCGUAGGAAAGUGUAAUAAGUAAAAAAAAACAUCCAAGCAGGCCGACCGCAACGCGGCUAGGCAGGUGAAAAUUUUUCCGAACAAAGACGGCGGUGAAAAUAUCAAACAGGCAAGAAUCGAAGUUGGCUUUGAACCUGUUGAUUAUUAACUUGUUACGUGUGCGUGAGUGCGGUUCGCCUGUUUCGCCGCUUGGAAGCGCACACGCAAGUUCACCCGUGUACGUGUGACUACCUGUCACUGCUCCCCGCCACUCGUUCUCUUCAUCACGCUCCACAUUCCUCCGUGUCUUUCGCUCUCCCCACCCUCUUUUAUCACCCUCAAACCCCAAAAAAAAAGUCCACAACUCCACACCAGUUGUGACCGACUCGUUAACCACUGUACAUAGUCCUUCCGGAACCACAAACUCCUAAACCAUGUUCCGUCGCCAAAUCCUGCCGAUCCUGGCGUAUAUGAGUGUGCUCUCCAGCACCUACUCUCUACACAUGGCCCGCGACGCUUACAUAAAAGCACCGCCUCCUCCUCCGGCCGCAGCAGCCCAGCUCCUCGAAGAACUGGACGACAUGUCCGAGCUGUUAGCGGAAAACAGUAUCCCCGCGGGGCCACCGCCUCCCAUCCUGGUGCUUCCGCACAUGAAACAGUCCUCGUUAUCCUCCGUGCCCUCCCACCACCAGCAGCACCAACACCAUCACCAACAACAGGUGCUGCUCCCGGCGCCCCAGCAAUCCACCCUAGAAAGGUCGCCCCACGGCGUCGGGGUCGUAAUCAAUCACCUAACCAGUAACGAACUGCCCGAACUGAGUCCACCGGUGCCGGUGCGCCAUCCGGUCGGACCCCUAGUUCAACCCCGCGGCCUACAGGAACUGUUCGGGGUUCAAAACAACUACGACCUGCGCAACACCCGGCAACCGGCACCGAACCCCAACAACGGCGACGUCAACAGCAACAACGAUCUGAACAACAGCGACGAAGAUCAGCAGCAGCAGCGAAACCCGAACAACAACAAACGAUCAUCGCAUAGUAAUAGCAAUGGCGGUGGAGGAGGAGCUGGACGAGGAGGAAGUUCUAUGGAGGCCACCGGGGGUGGUGGAGGAGGAUCUAUGGACAGUAGUAACAGCGGUAGUGGCGGAAGCAGUAGUGACGGAAGCGGUAAUAUGCCGACAAUUCCGCAUGAUAUGGCUAGCCAGCUGAUGUUGCGCAGUGCACGAGGUCAGCGGCAGUACGAUGUCCCGCAGAUCGAAUGUCCGCCCGCGAUGGACGGCAUGGAGCGGUUUGCCUGUCCGACGCCCGACCGGCAAGGCCGGUAUCGGUGUAUAGACGACCACGUGCUCUGCGACGGGUUCAUCGACUGUCCGGAGGGCGAGGACGAGGACCGGCAGGCGUGCAUGUUCUACAAAACGACGAAAGCCCAUCUGGACGUGCUAGCCGACGCUUUACUCAGAUGGGCAAGAGGACGUUAAGAUGGCGUCGACCGGAGAGCGUACCAGCACAGACAAGCGAUCGAACAGACGACACACUCACACCUACCGACAAGAUACCAAAACCAAUACCAAAGCAGUGACAACCGUUAAUUAUAGAGAAAAAAAAAACAAAACCAAAGGAAGUGAUCUAUUUUUAAGAUGGAACCGCGGACGCAUCCUGAAGUCUCUGUUGCAGAGCAAUGACGACGACGACGACGACGAUCAGAACGACAACAACGGCUGUAAAUAGGACCAGCGACCGAGACGAAGCGACAACUCACCACAAAUUCUACUGAUUAAACACUGAAAACAAAAAAAAAUCCAAAGAAGGUAUAUAUAUAUAUACAUAGAUAUAUAUUUGUUAAGGACAGCACUCUUCAAGCAGGCAGCUGAUGCAGACUGUUACGUGUGUACGAUGUUGUAUAGAGGAAGUGGAGACGUGUAUAGGCAGACUCAGAGUGGGAGAGUGCGUAACACUGAUUAGUAACAGAUCGUCGGCCCGAUAAAGCUGACCGUUAAACGAUAACCCCCGGGGCGACGAUGAUGAAACUGAGAAAAUAAGAAACAAAAAACGAACGGCGCAAAAAGUGUAAAACACUUGAACAAAACCAAACACUGUAAGUACAUCAAAACAAUGGUAGAUAUGCAUGAGUGCGUGUAUAAAACAAAACACAUACCGAGCAGCAGCAAACAAUUCUCAAAGCAGUACCAGCAUAAAGUGCAAUUCCGUGAUAUUGGUUGAGAUUCUGUUUUUCGUUAGUUUUAGAAUAUAAAAAAAACUCGACAUUAUUAUCAGUCACAAGGAUACCUACACUCUGGAAGAAACAAGGCUAAUAAGUAGCACUACUCGCCAGGCGAAGAAACACGAAACGAUCAAAAACGAUAUUUCCAAUAACUGUGAAGUUGAAAAAGCCCCUCAUACCUAGCUCAGAUCAAAAUUCAGAAUUUAUUUGCAAGAUUUUCCGAAUUUGUGAAAAGGAGUUUUGGAUUUUUGAUUGAAUUUCGUUUCAUUGAUAACGCGAACUGAGGUCUAUCGAGCCAACUUGUAAAAAGUAAACCAACAAAUCUACAAACAUCCAAGAUCGUUAUAAAGUUAAUGGAAUUAAGUCAAAGACAAACCAAAAAAAAUCUUGCAGAAAACUAUUCUCAUGGACAAGGCAGCUAUAUUGUAUAGAUAAGUCACAAUUUUAACAAAGUAAAUGAAUCCAACCUUAGUGAACUUUCAAAACAGCAAAAGCUAUUUCACAUUUAAGGGAUAAGUGACACACUAACAUCAACACGCCAACAACAUCAAACAAUACACAAACCAAGAAAAAGACACCUACAAUACAAUAACAGCCAAUAGCACUUUGUUAUAUCAAUCUUCAAAUAGUAACAUCAAAGCAAGCCGUAUUUUAGUACGGAUGAGCAGCUAUCGUGAAACAUUCCAACUAUACAAACACACACAUACACACUAAUGUCAUCAAAAGGAAGAAUACUAGGCAUAAGCACGAAAAAACGAAUGCAAGGGGCCCAACAAUGCCAACACAAAACACAAGACACCCUUCACACAGAAUCAACACGUCAAAACAUUUACCACACUUGCCAAAAUCCAAUCAACGCGGGCCCCUCAGCAAGCUGAAUACAAGGAGAACUAAUGAAAUGAAUAUAUAUGAUAUAAAAAAAUACAAGAAGUCCGCGAAGAUCUUAUUUUAGUCAAAAUUUUAGUUACUAAUUAAACAAAGGGAGACUAAUUCUGUUCCAACGUGACAGAUCGUUUUUUGUACAUAGGGAAAACACAGCAGAAAAAAAAACUAAAUCGUACUAAGACAAGCUACAUAUACAAACAAACACAAUAAAAGCACCCUCCAGCACCACAGACGCACUCGUGUAAAAAGAUUUUUAAGAAUGCACAUUUACAACUGCACCAUUGAAACACACUCACACACACACACACACCAAAAUGGAAGAAGCAACACAAAAGCUCCUUCACACAGGCUCGUUGACAGAUAAACGAUAAAACGAUAACCGAAACGAGAAAUCUCUAUGUUUUUCAACUUUCAAUUUCGUGCACACACUAAACAAAAAAAAACAACAUCACACACACACACACAAACUCGCGUGUUUUGCUCUUCCGUUCCGAGAUUGUGUUUACUAUUCACCGAACAAGUUCGUGUCUUUCAAAUCAGAGCCUACUAAAAAGCGCGCCCGCGAGGGCAAAGGGGAACGCGCGUAUCGAUAACUCUUAAAUAACUGUUACAAAACAUGCGCGCUAGCGAAACAAAUCGUGAUACACUCGCUACGUGUUAAUAUGGAGGGAGGAUUCGAUGAAGGGGGGCGGGGUCCUAAUUAAAUUGAGUGGUCGGAGAGAGAAAGAGAGAGAGAGAGUGAAUGAGAGAGUAAGAGAGGCUGUUAAGGGGUGAGACACUGUUAAGAUCCGGAUGGAAGCUAAAGGGGUGGAAAGCGAAACGAACGAACGCGGAAAUACAUGUGACUGAAUACUAGAAGAUAUUAGAAUCAAGUGGUUAAUGUUACUAGGGCAUGUGAAAAGAAAAAAAAUGUUAAUUAUUCGUGGAAGUAAACAAUCACACACACAACUUAACACACAAACUCUGUGAGGUAAAGGCAAGCGAACUGUAUAAGGUAAGGGAAAAAUUUGUUUUACAUUGUUUUAGUUUGAUGUUUCCGUGCUGCAAAAGAGGAUUCAAUUGGUGUACAGUAACCAGCUCUUACCAGAUCAAAACAAACAGCUGUCAAAAUGCAUUGUUUCAAGGCUACACUCAUACACACGUACACAGUGUAGUCAGGUAAAUCGUAUUGGUUGUGCAUAGCCGUUCUCGAUUGAUUUCUUGUAAACAUGAAGAAUUGAAAAUCAAACCUAACGAACAGAACAUUCACACAAACAUGCAAACAAUUAAGGAAACAUGUCAAAAGUAUUUAAAUUCAAUUAAAGAACAAGUCAAACAAAUCCAAGCCAACACGUGGAAAAUAUAAAUGUCUAUUUGCACAAUAUAACUUUACCUGGGAAAAAGAAAAUACAAAUUUUACAUCACUUUAAAACCAGAAACCAUUGUUACGAUCACAAAAACACCUCAGAAAACAAUUUCUCUUUAAAACAAGAAAUUAGAUCUCGGAAAACAAUGUCAGUGUGUUAAUUUAUACAUAAGAAGAGACAAGCCAUUGAUCUUGACGUUUUCAAACUCGACUACUUUUUCGUCAGGAGCGUGUUUGCAAACAAAACAGAAACAGAAGUAUAGAAGAUUCCAUUCCAAGAGACACAUAUGUUGUAAGCGUCCAAAGUGCAAGAUUUAUUUGAAUACCCACCUUUAGGUUAAUUUUUAUCCGCUACUUAAAGUUAACAUGAACUGAAAACGGGAUCCAAGAUGGAUCCCGAGAAAAACGAACGGAAAACGACAAAACCAAAACAAUCACGCGCAUCAAACGUCAUCAUUUGACGUUUGUAUUGUGAUUGUCGCAGCACGCGAUUCACCGCGAAUCAACCGCUCUGUGACAGGCGACGCGACAGGCGUAAAUCUGCAAAAUCCAAACCAUGAAUUCGGCGGAAGCAAAACACUCACAUCCAUUUACCUUCACUUACUUUCAGCUGUCAGUUUUCAUUUGAUGGAUUUUAUUUUCGACUCAGCGUACAUAUUUCCACAGACGAACAGACAUAACACUCUGAUAUUUCGCAUCGUACACCGAUUUAACUCUAUUUAAAAAUUUGAUAGUUGGCCAACUGACCACCCGUGGCGUUCGCAACGUUUUUGCUCGAGUUUGACGUUUGCACACUACCGCCACCUAGCUGAUGAUCGGCCAAACAUAGUCCUUUUAGCAUUGGCCGAACAUGUUUCCGUGACUAUGAUUUGAUUCGAAAAAUGUUCGAAAUGUUACGUCUGUUUGUCUGUGAUAUUUCUAUGCUAAGUUUUCUCAUCGUGUAAGAAAUACUGGCCGAUAAGAUUUAUCAAAACAUCUGUCAAAGUGACUCGAAAAGUUUUCACCAUUCCGUUAGACUGGCAGCCGUAUCUUUCAAACAGCGAUGCCCCUUUUUAAAUUGCAACUGUUGCUCGUCCAAUUAUGAAGUUCUAAUCACCAACAAGUAGGCAGCGUCAGUUCGCUGCCACAUGUUAAAGUCGUAACGUGUAAUUUCGAAAGUUUUCCCAUGCGGUAGCUAAUUUUCUCCCGUCAUGCAAAGUGAAAUUGAAAGUUUAUUUAUAGUGUCGGGGCGCCAUUCAUCAGGUUGUCGUAAUCGGUACGAUACGAAUCUCCAGUGUGAUUUUUACACGCUGCAACAAAAACGUCUGACAAAAGAAGGUCAUGAAACUGACGAUUCCAUCGUCAGAUGCUUGUUAUUAUUACAGUGAUGCCAGAUAUUCAAAGCUUGGAUAAGGUCCACAGAAUGGCUAUGUUAUUGUCAUCACUAUGGAUGUUUUCAUCACUUUUCACCACAGAUCCACUUUCCAAGAAGUCAGCCAACACUGACCCUCGAAAUGUUUCCAGCAAGUUUCAAGUUUUUCAUCCGAAGAAGCAAACGAAUCCAACCAACAAUAACAACCUCCAACGAAAAUGGGGCCACUCGCAGCUUCAUCGCAGCAACCGGGUCGGCAAAUGCUAGUGACGUCAAAGGUUGAAGAGGUUAGGCCGUCCAGUAGAAUAACUAGCCACAGAAGUCCAAUGUCGCAACUGUUCGUGUGACUAACAUCUAGUUUGCCUCGCCCUUACAGCGUCAGCAGCGGUACUAGAAGUGUCAAGUUAAUUUUGUUUACCAUAACAAAAGGUCCUCUACAAGAUGGACACUUUAAAAUAGUAAAUUAUUGCAAUUAAAGUUAUUAAAAUAAUUAAAUAGGAAAACUGACUACAGUGCCAUUGAAGUUCUAGUGUAUUUCUAUUGGCCGUCCACAUGGCUUGCUUCGUCGUUUGUUCUUGUCUCUUGGUUUGACCUUGCCAUGCCGGCUUGCAACUACAACAGCCAACGUCGUCGUGAAGGAAUCCGUCGAGAUUUUCUUUUCUCUUGUUGACGUGCUCCGGUGUCCCCGCAGGUCAGGGGUGGUUUUAUGACGACGACGAUGAAGAUGCCUUGGCGACUCUGUCGGUACGCGGUGUAUAGGACAGAGGCCUUUUUGUUUGAUGUGUGCCACUCGGUGUGAUUUGUUGCUGAUCAAGGACACUGCUUUUCAAUUUUUAUAACUCAAUUUGUGAGAAGCUCUCUACGAGAUUUAGAUAGAAAAUCAAUUUGGAUGCGUGAAAUAAAUUUUGAGCGAGAUUGUAAUUGAUUUCUAUAAAGAUUGUGGUGAAAACCAAUUGACGAUUUAUUGAAUUGACAUUCACUCACAGCAACUGACAGCAUGAUUUCUAGCAGAAAUCCGUGGCAGUUACCAAUCGUUCAGUGAAAUGUAAAAAUAUUGCACGGUACCUAUUGAAUUUGUACUGUAUUUUAAAUGUUUUUUUUUUAUUUUAGCCCGCUUCAGGUGAAUGUCAUUUGCGCACUCUUUCAAAACAACGCAUUUUCUCAAACUCCAGAGACGCAUUGGUCUGAAAAUGCUACUUUGCACUUCAACAACCGUGUCCUUGACCUAAUUUUUCAGGUCUAUUGUUCACUGCGGUACUACCUGAGCUAUUACAAAUGACAUCUGAUCUUGCACUUUGACAGAACCCAAAUGUAAAUAUUCUACUCUACUAUGGUCCAGUGCACGAAUUUAUACUGGCCUGCUUACUCUCACAGAAAAUUUGACGUUUGAGCGGUGCCGACACCUCUCAAACGUCAAAUUUCGUGUGAGAGUAAGCAGGUCAGUAUAAAUUCGUGCAGUAAUCCUAAUCCAUACCAAACUGGUUACUUUUGUGCUACAUUUACUUUUCUGCUCUAUUCGUAGAGUCAUGAGCACGAGGAUGUUGAUGUGUGGCUUUUGUUCAUUUUACAAUCCAUUAUUUGAGGAUCCAUUACAUACCGCUGUUCACUGCUCUCCAAGAGUCCGUUAGAGGCAUAGGCUCUAUACACGUUAACCUGAAACUACCCAUCGAUUGGGUCGAUUCUACCCGGAUUUUCAUGUUGUUAGCAGUUGUCAAAAUUCGGGUAACCCAAAAAUCCAGAUAUGUUGAAUCUGGGUAAAGAUCUGGAUAAUCCGGCACUUUGUCACUUUCCGGCUUGACAAUAUGGCAGCGGUCAGGAGAACGCUGGAAAUUAUGUAUGUUUUCGCGGAAAAUAUGCUCAUAAAUGCUGUUAAAACAGUAAAAUUAUUCCGGGAAACUGUUUCCCUACAUCGGGUAAGUGAACAAGCUAUUGAAAUAGGGAGUUUUUCGUUUUAAAUAUAAAUUGGAAAUAAAUUAACAAAACCAAGGCCCAGGAGGAGCUGGGUAACGUUUACCCAGAUUUUGCCACCACAACACUGGUAACCCAGAUUUGAGUAAAGGGGUCUUUAAUCAGAUUAGAGUAACUACAGUUUUGCUCAAUUUGGGUCGCUUUGACACCAAUCUGGGUAACUGGGGGUUAGCGUGUAUGUCAAUUGUUCUCGGGGGGGAAAUUCACUGACAUAAAAAUGGAAGUACCGAGGGCUGGGAGUUAAACCCACAACCAUGCACUUGUGAAGCUUGAAAUUGCUCAAUGAUCAGGUAUUUCUUAAGAAUAUAACCAUAUUGAUUUUCUACAGAAUAAAGCAUUAAUCCUUCAGGAAGCGCGCCAUUGUAAAAAGUACAACACCACCAAAAAACCUCGCUCGUCGUAUACAGCGUGAGCGCGGUGAGCUUUGGGAUCAAGCAGGUGCGCGUUCUGAAACGUUAAGAGAAAUAAAUAUAUCUCGAAAUCUAAGAAGGAUUUUUCCGAAAAUCUGAUAAGGAUGCUCCCUGAAAGGAAUUAUGAAUGGACUUUCCCAGCAUCCUGAGAAGGGAAUAAUCUUCCCAUAAUCUUGUCAGGGAUAUUCAUGAUUACUAAGAGGGACUCUCCCAGAAUCCUGAAAGGGAUUUUUGGGAGCAACAGCUCCAGAAUACAGAAACAAGAAUUCUACUGGGAUUCUCGUAGAAUGCUGAGAAGGAUUUCUUCCGAACCUAUUCCUAGUUUCUCUUGAGAAUUCUGCUUAGAAUCUCGUGAGAGAUUCAUCAAUAAUCAAUAAUUCUGAAAGAAAAUGUCCUAGAAUCUUGAAAAAUAUAGCCCCAGAAUCCCAAGGAUUUCUCUAGAAUCAUGAGACAAAUUCCCCAGAAUCUUGAGAGAAAUUUCCCCAGAAUCCUGACAGGGAUUAUCCCAAAAAGCCGAAUUUUCAGAGAAUCUUGGAAAGAAUACCCGCAGAUUUCUUUGUGAUAAUCCCCCAGAAUCUUAAAAGGAUCUAACGCAGAAUCCUGAGAAGAAUACCACUACAAUCUUGUGUGGGAUUCCCCCAGAAUCCUAAGAAAUAUUACCCCAGAGUUCUGAGAGGAAUUUCGCCAAAAUUCUGAGAAUGCUUCUCCAAAAAGUCUGAGAGGAGUUCCCAAGAAGGCUGAGAGAGAUUUCCUCAGAAUUCUGAGUGGGAUCCUAAGUGAGGGUCUUCCAGAAUCUUUAGAGGAUCAAUCAACCCUGAUCAUCCAGAAAUUUCUUAGAAUCCUGAAAGGGAUUUCACCCUGGGUAGCGAACCCUGGUAGGAAAUACCCCAAAAUCCUGAAAUGAAUACUCUUAGAAUCCAAAGAUUCCCUAGAAUUCUGAUAGGUAUUCCCUUAAAACACUGCUGAGAAAAAUUCCUCCAAAAUUUUUAAAGGUACUCUUCCUCAACUCUGAGGAUUCCUCUUACAUUAUGUGAGAGAUUUCUUCAAAAUGCUGAAAAUUAUCACACCAGCAUCCUGGGAGACCUUAUCCCAGAAAGAGAGAAAGGCUCUUCCAAUGGGAAUUCUUCCUGAAUUCUAUUGAGGAUUUCCCUAGAAUCCUGGGGCAGAUUACUCCUGUUUUCUGACAUGGAUUCUCUCAGAAUGUUUAGAGGAAUUCUUCCAGUAUCCUUAGGGAUUUCUUCAGAUUCCCAAAAUGAGCUCCCCCCUGAAUCCUAUGACGGAUUGCCUCAGAAUCCUGAGAGAAGUUUUUCCUCGGGAUUCUCCCAGGAUGCUUAGACGGAUAUCCCCAGAACUCCCUGGCGGAUCCUUCCAGAAUCCUGAGAGGGAUUCUCCUAGAAUCCUGAGAGAAAUUCUCCUGCAGUAAUGAAAGACAUCCCAUUAGAAUCCUGGAAGAGAUUGCCCGAGAACCCUGAGAGAGAUCAUCCACAUUAUUAAGAGAAGUUCAUCUAGAAUCCUGAGAGGGAUUCUAAAAAAAAUGUUCGGAAUCCAGAUAUGGGCUGACCUAAAAUCCUGAGAAGGAUGCGCUUGAACCCUGAAAGGGAAUCUCUAGACCGUAAGAAGGAUUCCUCCAGAAUCCCGAGAAAGAUUCACUUAGACUCCUGGGAGAGAUUGUCCAAGAAACCUGAGAUAUACAGAUAUGCCUCGAUUUAGUGAACCCUAGAUUAUGUAGACCCUCGAUUUUAUGUACAAAUUUUUGAUGGUUAAAUUCUACAGUGCAUUCUGAAAAAUUGUUUAUAUUUUUGAAUCGAAAGAAAAAUCGAAUGUAAAAAAUCGAUCCGGUCAAUUUCGUGGGGCUUGAACAUCGAUUCAAUAAAUCGAUUAAUCUGAACAAAAACAUCGAUAUUGCGAACAUCGAUUUAAAAUUGCCCAACGCUACAACACACGCUCUGCGCUGAUGGAUGCUUCACGUCAACAACGGCCGCAUGAACAGGGGACUGUUAUGGUCUUCUUGAUUUCUUACCCCACAUUACAACUAUGCUGCUGUGUUGAGAGAUAGGUUGUCAGCUUGAGCCGUACGCUUGAGCCGCAGUUAUGUUGGCUACGAAAACAUUGCAUUGGUGGAAUAGGGAUGUCACUUCCUUGCGCAUGAAUGCGGCUGGCCUAUAGAUAGUAGAGUAAACAUAGAUCCGUGUUGAUGAAUCCGUUGUAUCCAAACGAACUGUCAAAAUCUGUAUCCAAACGAGCAUGACGUCACGAUUUGGACAACAUCAAUGGAGCGCAUGACGUCAUAUUCAACCGUCGCACUCUUGAAAAUUACUACUUACACGCUUGAAACAUUUUAGUCAGCGGUGUCCGCGGAUCUAUGUUUACUCUACUAUCUAUAGGCUGGCCCAUAAGCAAGCGUGGUGAAUUUUCUCUUUUGAGUACCAAUGACAGGGAAAAUGUUGUUUUUGAAUCUCGCCGUCGCCACGAUGUGAGCGAUGAGAGAAUUUUUAUUCUCUUCUUACUUGCCUCCGCGAAGGAAAGAGGCUUCAACGUCAGAAGCGAUGUGGUGGAAAGACAAAAACCAAAACUCACGUUCGUUGCAUGCUUCGUAUUUUUUGCAACCCUGGCGUCUAGUGUAAGUAACGUCGGCAAUGAGAGGCAUGACUCUAUAUGAGGGGGUUAGAAGCUAAGGGGUGUAAGUGACAAAAACCCACUUUUGAGUAAAUGAUGUUUAAAGUUUUUGAGUUAAAUCCCAUACAAAAUGUAUGGAGUUUCAAAAUCAACCCAAUUUUCUCUGAUUUAUUGUAAUUUUUCUAAUCAUCGUAGAAACAAUCCUAAAAAAGUUCCUGAAAGCUUGAAAUCUGAAGAAUUUUAUGAUAUGCUUAGCUAAAAAUCUACAAAAUGGUCACUUACACCCCUUUGAUUCUGGGCCCCUCAUAUGUGAAAUUGUUUGAGUUUUAGGUAGUAUUUAGAUUUUUUAGGCGAUUUUUGGGAGUUUUUUUUUAAAUAUUUUUUUCAAUUUCUUCACACAUCAAUUUGGAGGCGAUUUAUUCCAAUUUAAAAAUGACGUUCAAGCUAUUUCAAGAUAUUUCUUCAAAAAAAUAUGAAAAUUUACAAAACAUGAUUCAUGGUAAUAGAUUUUACCGGGAAUAAAAAAAAACUGAAGAAAUUUAACGAAAAUUUAAAAAAUGAUCAGGAAUUCGAAAAACUUAUUAACAACAAAGCUCUGAGAUCAAUUUAAUCUCAGAAUUAAAGCUGCAUUUCCACAGUUCUAUUUCUUAUUGAAUCUUAGUUGCCGUUUGACCUAAUGUCGUUUGGCUGAACGCCAUCUAGCCCAGUGGUUUUCAACCUUUUCCAGUCCGUACACGCCUUUUGCAUUUUUCCCGAACUUAAAAUUCUCCUUCAUCGUACGGUUUCAAAACAACAAACUGUAGCAUAACAGUUGCAGAUAAAUUUUUAUAUAAAAACGAUCUUACUUUUAGUCAUCGACAAGAAAAUCCCAAUUUCUACAGAUAUGUGGUCACGAAUGGACUUGUUCCGAGGAGUAUUUCUUUUUUCGUCAAAAGCAUUUGAUGAUUAGUGUCUAUGUUGCAACAAAGUUUUGAAUUUAAAAUGCUGGAUUUAAUAAAAUCAACAACUUUAAUCAUUUGACCCAAAGCGAUGUUCAAAAAUGCCGGUAGCGUCUUGGAAGCUCGAGCUUGACUAUGAAUACACUGACAAAUGUCAGUGUUGAAAAUUGUUUCUUUGGUGUUUAGAUAAAAACAUAAGAGAAUAUUCUGGUGGAUCAUCCAUCCACUAAAUGUGUAUGAAAACCGAUUCCAAAAAUAUUGCUCCGUUACCAAAAGAAUGCUCAAUUCUUGAAAGAAGAAAAAAGGAUUCCAAGGAAAAUUAUAUCUAGUAUAAUUCGUAGAGCAAAUAAUAUUUAAAAAGAAAAAAUGUUUGAAUUUCUAGAGUAUUUUAGAUGAUAUUCAUAUAAUGAUUUCCAAUGAAGUUCUUGCAAGAAAAUGUUUUGUUUCUUAUCAUUGUAACAAUCUUCUUGUCAUAGAAUUCCUUGAUGAAUUUUCGUGAGGAUCCAUGAUAUCCCAGACUUUUAGCUAGUUCUUUUCUGAAAUAUCAAAGUGUUUCUAAAUUCUUGAAGUAAUUCCACUAGAAAUCACUGGUGGAAACUCGGCAGGAAUUGCAAUUCGAAUUUAUUUCUGGGAUCUCCGGAGGGACGUAAAACAUGAAGUAUGUGGAGCGGAACUGGUGUGAUGUUUAGAACACUUGACCAUCACGCCGAGGACCUGGGAUCGAAUCCCACUCCCGACAAACUCGCAAAAUGCGAGUUCUUCCUUCGGUAGUAAAGCGUGGGUCCCGAGUUGAACUAGCCUAGGGCUAAAAAUCUCGUUAAAACAGAUAAAAAAAACAUGAAGUAUUUGAAGACAAAGUGCGUUUAAUUAACAAAUUAAGAGAUUAAUUUGUGAAAAAAAAACACUUGUUUUGGCGGGAUUCGAACCCACGAGUCCGUUAUCGCUAGCCCGGCGCUUUAACCAACUUAGCCACAGAACAAGUUACGAUUCUACGGAAUGGAAAGUCAAACUGCAUUCGAAGCACCACCCUAAUCGGGUCCGUCUUUCACAACCUUAGACCUCCUUCGGCUCUUAGAUGACAAUCUCCCGCACUCUCGCGGCUUACGAACAACAAGUGUGAGCGUGUUGGUUUUAAAAGAUUGAUAUUAAAGCUCGACUGACACAUACUUCGUCACCGACCAUCUGAUCGGUGUAUGCACGGUAUGUGUUGAGCGCUCAACACGGUCGAAGGAAUUAUUUAUGGAAUCUACCUCGAUAUGAAUUAAUCAAACCCUAUGAAUAAUGCUAUAAUGUGGAAUCUCUAAAAAGAUGUUUACAACUAGCCUAUUUUUUUUUUUUGGAGUAUACAUGUGGAAAUAUGAACCAAUUCAAAGCAUUUGUGGUGACGGAUAGGCGACCCGGGCCCAAAACCAACUUAUAAUUCACAAAAAUAUUGUCUUAUUUGUACAAUUACUUUUACCCAUAAACAUUUGAUAUCAAAUUUGGAACAAACAAGUAAGGAGUUACUGAAGAGAAUGUUUUGAAAAUAUAUAUUUUAGGAUUCUAUAAAAAAACAAUGGGUAGGACAAUAUAUUGACUGUCCUGUCAAACUAUGUUUGUGCGUAGAAUAUAUCCUACCUGUUCUACUCACUCAUCGCGCCUCUAGGCCAUCGUUUCGUAGACUUGGCUAUCGCUUUUCUUAGAACAAACGAAGCGUGCCUGCAAGCAGGGUCGCGAAACGAAAUUUGGGAAACAAUGCUCUAGGUUAUACAGUUUCUUACCGAUUUUGGCAACACCCGUUUUUGUCUACUCCCGAUUUUGGCAACACCCGUUUUUGGCAACAUUUCCUACCCGAUUUUGGCAACACCCGUUUUUGGCAACAAUUUCUUACCGAUUUUGGUAACACCCGAUUUUGGCAACAAUUUUUUACCGAUUUUGGCAACAAAAAAUUUUGACCAAAAAUUUUUACCGCAAAAUCGUUUGUAUUUGUAAAUGUAGUGUUAUUUUAGCCUUACUUUUCUUUAAAAAAUCAAAAUUCAUUCAAUUUUCCAAAAUCGACAAUUUUACCAAUCAUGACGUAAUUUAUGAACGUCACCUACAGGGAUCGUUUUAUAGCUUGUGAAUAGUCCAUAUUUAUAAUAUAAGCCAAAUUGACGCAUAAAAGUUGAAAAUAAUCCACAAAAAUUUUUUACCGAUUUUGGCAACACCCCAAUUUGGCAACAUAAAAUUCACAUCGUGUUGCCAAAAUCGGUAAGAAACUGUAGUCAUAUUUGAAGAUUUCAUCAUUCAUCUGUCAUCAGAAGAGAAAAUUAAUUCCGAUUGCAUUUCAAAUUUGUAUAAAUUCUCCGGAGGAACAAAUCUGAUAAUUACAGCAAUGAAAACUAUGCAAAGUUUGUCCUGCCCACUUGUAUAAAACAAGUAGAAAAUCAGAUGCGCUGGUUACCGAAUCUUGGAGGUUAGUGCUCUUAAAAACGAGAAUUGGAGCAUAAGCAGGUAUUAUUUGGAUUUAUAUAUACUUUUUCUCAGAGUUUGUUAGCUAUGAUUAACAUCUUAUUGGCUAGUUCUUUCUUUUUGUUGUUUAUUGUUUAUCUGAUAUAUUCCAUCAAUCUUUUAUCUGUUUGGUUUUUCGCCUGUGUAUCAACACCAUACUGCAGGAAAAUUUUACGGAACAUCAUAAAAACAUGUAUUCUUUUGAAGCCCAACGAGUGCAUAAAUCCACUUUGACCAUCUGAUAUCUAAUAUGAGGAAGCUCCGAACCAGUCCCUACUUUACCAAAACCCCUCCUGCGAAAGACGCACAUCGAAUGAGCCCCAAUUCGCUUCAAAAGACUCACGGAAUGUGACGAAUACAAAAACAUAACUACUUCGUAGUGCGAGAGCCCAUUUAAUUAAGUACUUAAAUUGCAAAAAAAAACUAUUCCUAAUAAGAGAAUAAAAAUGCAUAAAACAAAAUAUAACGAAAUCCCCAAAACAUACAAGUAUAUUUAAAGAAAAAAAAACAAAGAAAAGACUGACUUAGUGCGACCGAAACAAAAAGUAAAAAAAAUGCUAAUAAUAACACAAAGUUAAAAAACACUUAAAAAUCGUAGCUAGCAAGUGAAUAAAAAUUAACCUAUCGGUCAAUGGGUAUUUGAAUGAAUUUAGCACAACCGGUAGCCAACGAACGGACACUUGUGCAACAGGCAUCAGGGCAGAAAACAGACAGGCAGGUGAAUAGUGAGCAGAAUCACCCGAAAAAAAAAAACCAAAGCAACAGAAGCAAAUCGUCCCACAACACUUCACUUAGCAAUAAAUUUCAAACUUAUCAGCAACUCUACUGUUAACACCAGCAAAGAAACAAGCGGUCCGACCGUGUCCGGUUGAACCGACGUUACCAAGCUACAAAAAAAAAGUGAAAUUAAACCGGAAAUCAAUUUCGAUCUCAUAUCGUGUAUAUUCGUUGUGUUUUUCUGUUUUCGAAGUGUGGGUUCAGCAGGCGGACCACGGUGCAACAAGGUUCAACUAUUGAAAGCGUUAUUUUAUAAGUGGAAUUUAGCUCUCUCUCUCUCUGUCUUGAUGAACGGGGGUUACGUGGUGAUUGGUGGUGAAAUGUGACGCGCGUCGGCAACUGUCAGUUUGACAGAUACCCGACAAGGCACGGGAUAAAUUACUCAAAACAAAGAAGCAAAACCUUCAAAACGAAUGGGCUCUCGUACUACGGAAAGGUUGUAGUUGAUAUACCCGAACGUGACACCCAGCAACCUGAUGCAAAACUGAUAGCAAAACGCAUUCACAAAAAAAUAAAAAAUCAACUUCUUGACAGAAGGAUUGUACAGUGAAAGAAGCCACAGAGAGAGAAAUAAUAGGAGAAGAGAAAACGAAAGUCAGUGAGAAGGAAGUGGAAGCACAGACAGUCGAAACAACUAAACAACACAACUUGUUAAUAUCGCCGUCGAAUGGAAAUAUUUGUUAUUUAAAACAGAACAAAGAAGAACUAUUUAAAAACAACAAAACUGCUGCAAACAAGACAAGCAAAACAUAAACACAAGAUUAUUGCAGCCAACUGAGAAAAGCAGAAUAAGAAGAAGAGAGAAUGAGCAAAGACGCAAGAUGGGCAAGCUGGAAAUAUAUAAACUAAUUUAGAUAUAAUAAAUAUAUUAAUAAAAUAAGAAAAUUA
Molecule: messenger RNA, 17005 nt
Organism: Aedes albopictus (Asian tiger mosquito)
Lineage: Eukaryota; Metazoa; Arthropoda; Insecta; Diptera; Culicidae
Product: transcription factor mef2A-like
Exons: 3
Coding region: 1572-2615 (347 amino acids)
Biological process (GO): positive regulation of MAPK cascade
Cellular component (GO): terminal bouton
Molecular function (GO): transmembrane receptor protein tyrosine kinase activator activity; protein binding
Source: RefSeq, a predicted model, not a curated record